Prorocentrum cordatum is the source of this 846-nucleotide messenger RNA. The record is from the annotation of a GenBank genome assembly. NCBI's taxonomy places the organism in Eukaryota, Dinophyceae, Prorocentrales, Prorocentraceae.
GGCCUCAUCAGGCCUCUACACUCAGGCCCCGGGCCCACCGCGGACGAUAACGGGCAUACGCAGAGAAAGCUCGGCGGCACGGCGGCCGAGGAGCGGGAGGCGGACAGAAAGUGGGCACCGGCAAUAGCACGGGCGAAAGCUGGGGAAUCCGCGCAGCGCGUCCGCUGCAGCGAUGCCGAAGACGGUGCUGGAGGAAGGGAAAACAGCGCAAGCAGAAAGCGGCACGACGCGGACCUGCCGUGCCGACGUUUCUGCUUCCAGGCCGGGCGGCCAGCACGCUCGGAAAAAUGGCCGCGUGCCGGGGGACUCCCCCGAGGGGCAGCAGAGGGGCGUAGCCCUAAAUCCUCGGGCUGUGCUGGUGACGCUCCGCCCACUGGCGCCCGGGCGCCAGCCCUACGCGGACACGAGCUCCUCAUUCUGCGCCGCCGCGGAGUCCUGCGCCGCAUGGUCGACGGCCGCGUGGUUGGCGCCGACGAGCUCCGUCCGCAGGCCCUCUUCCACGAGGUCUCCAUCCGUGACCUCAGAGAUGAUGGAGGAGGUGCCGGCGGACGCCAGGGACCGGACCUCGCACUCGACGAAGGAGGUGCACCGCUCGAGGACCGCGCAGCCGUUCGCGGCCUUCUUCUUCUUGUGCUGCGGGGCCGACAUGGCCUCGGCCUCCGUCAUGCCCUGACGGGAGCAGCGCGGGGCGGCACGAGCAUCAACCAGGGGGCCCCAUGCGAACCCGACCCCUACCCCCCACGACUUCCGAGGGGGGGGGGGUCACUUCGCUCGGGAGCUCCCGAGCAAAGUGAACCCCACCCUCCCCCUCAGAAAUCGUGGGGGGUAGGGGUACAGGGCAGUUUG